Messenger RNA from Bemisia tabaci, 736 nucleotides. RefSeq lists its product as uncharacterized. The record is from RefSeq and is a predicted model, not a curated record. Lineage: Eukaryota; Metazoa; Arthropoda; Insecta; Hemiptera; Aleyrodidae.
CUGCUUACUGUACGGCGCGGCACGUGGCUUUGUUUACGUCUGUAUGAAUUCGCUCACCAACACGUCCGAUCUUGCAAGAGACUCGCAAGCAUCUCGCAAGAGUGACGCUGGAUGCUAACAGAUUAUACGUUCGAAAAAUCGUUCUUCGGGUUACACGCGUUACAACGCAUCGUGCCAUCGUACCUACGUUGUUAUAAUCCUUUUCGGUACCUACACGCAGAUUUGGCAAGGAGAAUCACUGAAGGAGUUUGUGAAAAUGCCGUCGUCAAGAUCUGACAGUCUCCCCAGGAUUAUCAAGAAAAGAAAGACCACCUCCGACCUGGAUGAUUCUACUUUGAUAGAAGCUGCGAUCGCAAAUCCACACUUGUCUAUCCCAAAAUUAAUGCGCAAUUGCGUCCCCGAUUAUCCUGCGUCCAGAUUUGUUGCUUAUCAUAGAAUCCGUCAACACGGACUGCAGUGGCGAAGGAAGUCUAGGAACAUAGACCGGAGCAACCAGGAUUCUGAAACAACGCCAAAAUCUUGUAAUGCCUCUUCUGACAAUUCACUCUCAUGGUCUCCUUGUCGUUCUUCAACACCAAUAUCGAAUCACCAUCGCUCAUCUCACGGUCACUGCAACUUAUCAAAGUCACUCAAAGCCUCCAGUAAGACCGGAAGAUCAAAGUCACUCAAAGCCUCCAGUAGGACUGGAAGAUGGAAACUAUUGAGGAAAUUUAUNAAUUAUUAUGAAAACCAGUGA